Messenger RNA from Anisakis simplex (herring worm), 396 nucleotides. NCBI's taxonomy places the organism in Eukaryota, Metazoa, Nematoda, Chromadorea, Rhabditida, Anisakidae. The record is from the annotation of a GenBank genome assembly.
AUGACCGACUCUGUGGUGACCAUUCGUACUCGGAAAGUUAUGACGAAUCGAUUGUUGGCUCGUAAACAAAUGGUUGUCGAUAUUCUGCACCCAAAUCGGGCGUCUGUUCCAAAAACUGAGGUUAGAGAGAAGUUGGCUCAACUCUACCGAACCACGCCAGAUCUUGUGUUCGCGUAUGGAUUCAAAUGUCAGUUCGGUGGUGGAAAAAGCUCUGGCUUCGCACUCGUCUACGACACACUCGAUUUGGCGAAGAAAUUCGAACCGAAAUAUCGUUUCUUGAGGCAAAACCCGUUGAAAGUGGAGAAGACGGGUCGUAAACAGCGCAAAGAGCGUAAGAAUCGACAAAAGAAGGUUCGUGGUACCAAGAAGACGAAAGUAUCUACUGGAAAGAAAUAA